UGCGAAUCACCGGUUUGGGAACAGACGCAUCGUCGACGGCAUUGAUUUGAAGAAGAGAAUCUGACUUAUAAGAAACAUAGCUCUAACUUAAGUUAAUUUACCUUAUUUAUUCACGCAAUCGUUUGGAUUAUUUGUUCCCCUUGGGCUGUCAGUUUUCACGGAGCGAACGAAUCUGUUGCUCGGACCUUCACAGGCGACGGCGCGCAAUGAGCGGAAUCCUCACAGAGAAAAAGUUUUCCAACGUUUCAUCCGACUUGCUUCGCACAUCGGUGUUUGAACAAGCACCUGAAAAAAGCCUAUAUACCUCUCCGGAGCCUGAAGUCGCUGGCAUGAGUUACUAUAGUGGGCAUGCGUCGCAUAACCACCAGGACUACUAUCAACCAUAUUCACAGUCAAUGAGUCCGUAUUCUUAUCAACAGUACAAUCCAAAUGGAUUAGGAGCAUCAAGUGGAUAUUCCAUGAAGACGGAGUAUCCUUAUUCUCAUGCGUACAGACAAUAUGGACAUUACUGUAGGGAAGUACAUACACCCCAAGACACAGUGAAAGAAGAGCCGGAAACUGAAGUGCGAAUGGUCAACGGAAAACCUAAGAAAAUUCGCAAGCCACGAACCAUUUAUUCCAGUUACCAGCUGACAGCUUUGCAGCGGCGCUUCCAAAAGGCGCAGUAUCUGGCCUUGCCAGAACGGGCAGAGCUUGCGGCGCAGCUCGGAGUUACCCAGACACAGGUGAAGAUAUGGUUCCAGAAUCGCCGGUCUAAGUUCAAGAAACUGUACAAAAACGGAGAACUAUCACUGGAUCAUAGUCCGAACGCCAGCGACUCGAUGGCAUGCAACUCGCCCCCCUCCCCUGCAGCAUGGGAUUCCAGCACACAUGCUAACGCAGCCAACAGAGGGCAGAUGCCACCACCGUCCCAUCCUUCUUCGCCGCCUUUUAUAGAUGAUUGCAGCCAUCACUGGUAUCAGCAAGCCUCACAUUUAGGCGCUCAGCACCCGAGUUCGGUGCACCAUACGCCCCCCUCUACGCAAAAUGCUUAUUGACCUUUGUGGGCGCUCUACAGUUGAUUUACAUGACAUUGGACUAUUUUCAUGACUCCCGUCCGUUGGAUGAAAGGAACGGAUAUAACGGUUGUUGUUGUUGUUUUGGUCUUUGUUUGUUUGCACCGUCAGUUUGCUUACCAUUUUGGCAGCAUUUAUCACUUUCUACUGCAUGCGCUGUCAGUGGUCUUAGCAUUUAGAUCAGAUUUAAACUUUGGGCUUUUGUAUCAGAAUGCCUUAUUUAAAACAAAGUAUGGAGGUGAAAAGCACAAACCACACUAGCCUACAUUUUAUUUUUUUGAAUUCAUCUGAUUAUCAGGAUGGGUUUGCUUUUGAGCGGGUGUUCAUUGUUCAGACAAAACAAUAUAUUUUACACAGGCCAUUAGUAUUAGGCCAUUUAAAUUGACUGACCAAUCAAAACAGUAAAAACAUUAUGUCUACACAAAUGACUUAUUUGUGUUAAAUAAACCAGUAUUGCAACUACAAUUUAUAUUUGGCUAAGCUACUGUUUUACAUUUGAUCAUUAGGCUACAAUAACGUAAGCCUUUUCUGUGGCUGUGAGGCAGACUACUUUUGAACAAAAAACGGUCAAAAUCAGUCCCAUUCGAUGAUGGACAGGUGGUUACCUCUUGUCUUAGAAGUAACCCAACAGCACCAAUUGUAUAGAAAAAUGUAUCCUAGGUCCUAGGACAAAUCAUACUGUUAAAUAGACUUUCAGACAGACAGGAAAACAGUCAGGAGGGUUUUACAGUCUUAGGGUCGAAAUCAUAGCGCGUAAUUUGACAAGGAAUGACAACCAUAAUAAAAAAAAUCUAAUUUAAAAAUACGGGAUAAUUCAAGAAUGUUUGUUCAAAAUUUCCCACUGUAUUCUUUUUUCUUCUUUUAGUCAGAACAGCAGGUAGUCCAUUUAAAAAUGAGACGAGCGUAUGAACAUAUUAAGGCAUAAAGCAUGGGAAACGUUUAAUUGCUUGGGGUGUUGUGCUAUUUCACCUUAUGAAUUUAGGUAUGCUGUGCUCUUUGACGUAUCAUGAGGCUGAUGUUUGCCCUCAUAGCUUAGUGAAAUUAUUACGUGCUCAUUUAUCUGCAUUAAAGAGUCAACCAAGCAAGCCAGCAUUGUCUGCAUCAUAAGGCUGCUAAACGCACAGCGAAUACCAGUGUGUCCUUUAAAGAUGACAAUCAUGUUGAACACGUUAUCAUGACGAGAUUCGUUUACUGCCUGUGUGGUAAUUCCCCACCCAUCCCUCCUGUGCCUGUCAUGGAGUGAAUUCACUCGGAUUAGCGAACAGGCUAUACUUAAAGAGCAUCAUCUGUAGUGAGCACAUUUGGCAAACACGAGGUCCACGAUCUGGCCACAGACAUGGCGAACGGGGUGAUUCUGAGGUUGGAUGGGAGAGUGCCGAUGAUACUACUGCUGCCACCAGCUGCAUAUUACGUCUGUUCAAAAGCCUAGAAGGUGUAAGGUUUCGGCCGAGCUGGGACAAUCUAUCGUCAGCGCUAUGGAUAAACUAACACAAAUACACUAUACACCAUGCAGCUGUGGAACAAGCCUUGUCCCCUACAAAACCUUUUGGCCUAUUGGUUGGAAUGGAAGUAAACUACAGUUCAUUUGAGAUGGGUAUAUGUCCCUCUGUCCCUCCAGACCAUAAGUCUAUUUUUAUGUCUGCAAUAGGCCUAAUAAAGCGGUGUCAUGGCAGAGAUAUAGCUGUUGAUAAGUAUGUCAUUGACGGACCCUUGGUUGAGCCUAUCUUUGUUUUGUUUUUUUUACCCCAACCAAGAUUCCUUCUAUACAUUACAUUUUCAAAAUAUGUAACAGCAACAUUAAGGAGCCGAAGCUACCAUAAUAUUCAUGUACAGACAAUUUUAAACUGAAUUCAAUUUGGCAUAAAAUUAAUUUAAAACAGUAGGCUAACAUUACAAAUAUCCCCAUGUAUUAUUUUUGUUAUAAUGACAAGUGAAGAGGUUAAAUUAAAAAAGAUGUGUUAUUCUGCAACAUUCAGGAAUCAAUUAAUGAUUACUUGAAUUACGUAGAUCUAAUCAUUUUUUAACCCUCCUGUUGUGUUUGUAUCAUGCAUUAUUAUUUGUUGUAAAUGCAGGUAACACAUAUAUUAUCAGCUAAUGUUUUGAACUUCCUGUUGCUAUUUAUGGCCUGCAGGCCUCAUUGACCUGAGCACACGCAAGGGGAAGGGGAAGAUACUAUUGGAAAGGCAUAGAAGCAAAGGGGGAGUGAGGGUGUGUUUGUAUGUGUAUUUUGAAUGUACAGAAGCACACUGUGUAUGUCCAUCUGAUCAACAGGUAUGUGCCUGGACUCAAUGUUAUACACUGACCAUUUUCUCAGCCAUUCAUUGCUAAUGGAAUAUACAUGGGUGUUCUUGUUAAGUUAAAUAAAACACUCAAAUUGUUAUGG
This is a messenger RNA of Sardina pilchardus (European sardine), 3438 nucleotides long. Its product is annotated as homeobox protein Dlx3b-like. The record is from RefSeq and is a predicted model, not a curated record. Gene Ontology annotation, biological process: embryo development; regulation of transcription by RNA polymerase II; epithelial cell differentiation. The transcript is spliced from 3 exons. Gene Ontology annotation, molecular function: RNA polymerase II cis-regulatory region sequence-specific DNA binding; DNA-binding transcription factor activity, RNA polymerase II-specific. NCBI's taxonomy places the organism in Eukaryota, Metazoa, Chordata, Actinopteri, Clupeiformes, Clupeidae. Bases 207 to 1037 code for a protein of 276 amino acids.